UGCCAAAAAAAAAAUUGCGAGAGAGAUGGGGGCGGGAGGAAAAGGAAAGUUGGAGAUAGUUGCCUGCUUCCCGUUCGGCUUCUCUCCACACCACAGCGUUAUGAGAAUGCAUCCUCUGAACUAUUAGAGGGUUGUGAACUUUGUUAGUGAAGUGAAAUGCUUUUUUAAUUUUUUAUUUUUUUUAUUGUCGAAGAUUCGAUCUGUGAUCCGUCAAAGAAGGUUAUCGAUCAUUUUCUCGAGCAGCCAAACAAGAUCCUCAUCCUUUCUACACUUUCUCCUUGCCAAUUCCAGAUUCCGUCUUCCUCUUCUCAUUUUCUUCUCCGAAACACCUGCAACCUUAAAGAAAGCUGCGAUCUGCACUUCUUUCCAGGAAUGAAUUACAGAAGGGUUCAAAAACAACAAAAAAUGUUGUUGAUUUGUUGCCAAGCAGAGGGGUUCAACCAUUAGAGAAAAUUGCUUAAUGAUGGUCAUAAUAGUGUUUAAUCAACUAAUUUUUCAGUAGUUAAGUUCUUGCACUUUCAUCUUUGUUUUCAUCCUUUCAAAUAGAUGGUUGUUCUAAUGAAGAAACUAAUUAAAAUGUCUUGUUUUUCACUUCUUUGUAUGUUGUUUUAGUGGUUAAAUUUCUUGUGCUUAUUUCUCUUUUUCUUAAUUCCUAUUAGUUAUAUGAAAUUAUUCAUUUUAGAACUUCGAUGAAAAGGAGGGUUAAAAAAGUUUUGGUUCUCACUUCUCACUGCUUCUCUUACUGUUUAGUUGUACAUGUUUUCAUGUCACUGGCUGGUUGCCUUCAAACUGCUUUGCUCUCUCUCUGUUUUUUUUGGGUAGUCUGUUGCCAUCUAGUAUAGGUGAAGUGGAAAUACGCUGUGUGCCAUGCAAAGACUACAGGUUAUGGAUACUAAAUACCAUAUAGAAGUUAGUACAUUUGCUUCAAGCUUAACAAGCCAGAGUUGCUUUGAGACUCUUAGAACGACCUUGUGUCUUGGUUGCAGUACAAUCUAUUUUUUCUCGGUCAAGUCUUAUUUACCCAGUCAAUCUUCUUAUAUCAGAGAUAGUCGAUCUUCCAGAUCAUCCCUUUUCGAUGGAUAUGAUGGUCUUGAGGAAGGUGGUAUAAGGGCUUCUUCAUCAUACUCAAAUAAUAUGAAUGAGCAUGAUAAUGACAAAGUCAUAGAGAGUUUGCAGGACAGGGUUGUUUUCCUUAAGAGAUUAACUGGGGAUAUACAUGACGAGGUGGAGAGUCAUAACCGUUUACUCGAUCAGAUGGGUGACGGCAUGGAUGGAUCAAGGGGUAUGAUGUUGGGAACCAUGGAUCGGUUCAAAAAGGUUUUUGAGAAGAAAUCAACAAGGAAAACGUGCUCCCUUGUGGCAUAUUUCACAGUUGCCUUCAUAUUUAUAUACUACCUCAUCAGGUAA
This is a messenger RNA of Prosopis cineraria, 1407 nucleotides long. Its product is annotated as bet1-like SNARE 1-2. NCBI's taxonomy places the organism in Eukaryota, Viridiplantae, Streptophyta, Magnoliopsida, Fabales, Fabaceae. The transcript is spliced from 6 exons. The coding region runs from base 868 to 1407 and encodes 179 amino acids. The record is from RefSeq and is a predicted model, not a curated record.